GCCUUCUUUCUUUCCAUUUCCCUUGUCUUCUUUAUUUCUAGUCGCGGCGAUGGCGGGAGCGAGGGAGAAGAACAUGUACAUGGCGAAGCUCGCCGAGGAGGCGAAUCGGUACGACGAGAUGGUGGAGUUUAUGGAGAAGGUGGUGGUGGCGGCGGCGGCGGAGGGGAAGGAGCUUACCCUGGAGGAGCGCGACCUCCUCUUGGUGGCCUACAAGACGAUCGUCAACGGCCGCCGGAACUCGCGGAAGAUUGUGUCGUCGACCGAGCAGGAGGAGAGCCGCGGCAACGAGGACUAUGCCACGGACAUCCGCGACUUGCGUGCCAAGAUCGAGGAGGACCUCACUAGCAGAUGCGCCGGGAUUCUCAGGCUGCUGGACGCAAGCCUCAUUCCUUCCGCUUCCGCCGCCCAUUCCAAGGUAUUCUACAACAAGAUGAAGGGCGACUUCCACCGCUAUCUCGCAGAGUUCCAGACCGGCUCCGAAAGGGAGGACGCUGCGAAGAGUGCUCUCGCCGCCUACAAGUCUGCACAGGUCUCGAGUCUUUUUCUGGUUCUGUUCGGGCUCCGAUCCGAUCUGGCGAUCCGCUACGUUUGCUAGGAUUAGGGUUUCGGAAUAGAGAUCCACUUGUUUAAUCUCAUGAUAUUGCGUUGGCGGAGCUGGCAUGGUCGCACCCGAUCCGGUUGAAUUUGUGCCUUGACUUCUCGGUGUUUUACUAUAGGAUCUUGGACUCCCCGGGCCAGGCACGCACUCUCGC
Molecule: messenger RNA, 752 nt
Organism: Elaeis guineensis (African oil palm)
Lineage: Eukaryota; Viridiplantae; Streptophyta; Magnoliopsida; Arecales; Arecaceae
Source: RefSeq, a predicted model, not a curated record